CUACAUCGCAGUACCACUUUUCCACCUGUACGGGACAGAACGCAGGUAAACUCAGUCGUACCGCAGUACUCUAUCUCGCUCGGCACCAAUCGUGAUUCGGAAUUUUUGAACCUUCGUCGAAGACCGUAAACAAAAACGACUUUCGGAGAAAAAAGUGAUUUUUGACAAAUUUAAUUUGAGUUUGAUUGUUUCUCUUUUAUUUUGUGUGUUAGUUAGUUUAUUCUUCUUAGUGUAGUUUACUAGAACACUUUCUAUUUUUUUUCUGCAAAUAUUCUUUCGCGUACAAGUGUUUUUUUAAGUGGUUCAUGGAUAUAACAUGUGAAUAGCAGUGUUGGAUAUUAUUUUCUGUACGAAUAGGAAAAGCUUGCAACAUGUCAUAGACAUCAGAUAACGAUCGAAAAAUAAUAAAACGAUCAAUAAACGAACGAAAUUUGAGACUAAUUCGAAUCCAAGGAUAAAAAACAAUGGAGAACAAUUUGUUUUCCAGCUCAGCUCUAUUCAUCUACAUUGUUGCCGUUUUGAACGUGGUUUAUGGACAAGAAACCCCUUCAACUACCACGCCAUCUUGCUAUGGCGGUGGUUCGAUCGCCACGGCUGUCAUUGUGACGUUUUUCCUAACGUUACUGCUGGUAGCUGCGGUGCUGUAUUUUUGGCAAAGAAGACAGAAAAACAACAAAGAGAACCACUUAAUUUUGGAAUCUGAUCCAGAGCGCGGUGGAAAGGCAGAGUAUGCUUUUGACAAUCCAGGAUUCAAAGAUACGACUAUAUUGGCGACGACUGAAAAAAGUUCAAAGUUAGACAGUGGCAACAAGGCAAAAUGGACACACUGGGCUCCAUUGUCCGGUCUUCACUUAAAGUCAUCAGAAAAGAAGAGGGCGUUGGAUGACUCAAAUAUUGAGAGUCAAGUCAAAGUGGUGGCAUUAAAAAGCCAGGACUUUACAGGAUUGGGCUUUAACAUAUGCGGCAACAUGAGGGAAGGGAUCUAUAUUAAGGAUAUCUUACACAGGGGUCCAGCUUUUGAAUCCAAAAAACUCAGUUCAGGUGAUAGAAUAAACAGUGUGACUAUCAGUUUUGAACACAUGGUCUACGAAGAUGCUCUGAAUAUACUGAGUUAUGCUAGUCCUUACGAAGUGAUCAUUGAAGCAAAGAGUGGUAGGAUUCUAUCAUACACCCAGGGACAAGGGCAGAACCUCGUUCACCCUGUAUAUAGAAGCUCUAGUUUUAUCGAUCUCUAUCAUGCUGAGAAAUCUUCGAAAAAGAAGCUCUUCGGCGACGACUACUCUUCCAGCUCGAACUACUCGAGCUUACAGAAAUCCAGGAGCAACAUGACCACUCUGGAACGCAAAGAGUCCAAAUCACCACGUCCCAACCAACCCAAACCGCGAAAAGCCGACACAUCACCUCAAAAAAUGACACCUGAGUCACUCAAAACCCAUCUGGAAACGAGAAUGUCCGAGGAAGACUUCAGACUCAAAGACCAAUCAUAUUUAAUUGAGUCAGACUUGCAAAAAUCCGAAAAUAAGAGUCAUAAGUUUGGUGUGAAAGUUUUACCUUUUGAUAAUUUGGAAAAAAGUCCGAAGAUAGUGGAACAGAAUCAGAAUAAUUACAAUAUUGAAAAGAAUUUUGAAGAAAUUCCGAUCAGGAGUAUUGAUGAAGUCGAUGCUAACAAACUUCAACCCCCUCAAGCAAAAAAACGCGAGAAAAAAUCCCCUGAACCUGCGUUCCAGCGUAACGAUUCGGGAAUAAAAAGGGACAAGAACGGGAUUCCCCUAGAAAUCCCCGAACACAUGCUUGGAGCUGCCGUAGCAGCCAGAAGAAACAGACAAAGUUCUAUUGAAAACGGUAUACACGAAGAAGAGUCAUUGGGUAAGCUCAAACCAAAAGCCCCACAACCACCCGCUGGCGAGAUUAAGCUCAAUUUUGGACUAGGAUCGGGAAAAACUCGAGCCUUUGAAGAUCUGAGCGGUUUAGGAACAGGAGAUUCCUCUCCUAGCGAAAAUAACUUAAGAUACGGAUCAGAUUCCGAAGAUGAAAUGAGCAGAACCCUGUCUUCCGUCAACACCAUCGAACUAAACGCUAGCGACAUCACCAUACAUAAAACCGAGGACCAGGAGAGACAAGCUAGGAAGACAGCCAGCACUGGGGAUUUGUCCAAAAUGAAGAAAGCCCCGCGAUCUAACUCUGGAACAUUGGAGAGAGCCCAGAGUCUGGAUAUUACCGACAAUACAGGUCCAACUCUAACCAAAAACGAGACCCAUGACGCGAGGGACAACCUGUUAAUUGACCGAGAACCUCGCCUGUCUCUGAUUCUGGACGGUUUGAACACAUUCCAGAGGAACAGGCUGAAGAAGUCAACGGAAUGGGGAAAUCUAGAAGACGCCAUCUUAAGCGUGGAUAAAAGUGACGAAGAAUGGGACCAAAGAAGGUAUUCUGAACCCCAAUUCAACGCUGUGAUGGAUCGGGUCAUCCAGAUCAAAAAAGAAAACGAAGGAAUCGAGGUGAUUCCUGAUGAAGUCGCUAGAGAGUACCAGAAACCGAAACUGUGGCAUCCUCCAGCUGAUACUGCGAGUAAUAAAAUAUGGCCUGACGAGGAAGAGAUCGAAAAUAUAAGAUUCGAAAAUUCUGGAUGGAAAAAGUUUGAAAAAGUCUCGAAAAAUGGACUAGAGUCUGAAGAACCUCUUUACUCGAAACGUCAACAAGUUCCCGUAGUUCCGGAAAGAGCUCCUAAAUCCCACGAACCUAAAAUCUUUCAAUCAAAUUCUGACGAAAGUUUUGAAGAAAAACACGAACAAGAAAACGGUGAGAAACUCGUAAAUAUACUGGAGGUUUCUCCGAAAUCGACUCUUAAAGUAGACGUGCAUGAAGAACCGUCAAAACCUUCAAUUAGUCCAAGAAGUAAUUCUCUACUCAACCUCACCAACGCACCAAAUACAAACAUUUUAGUGGAGUACGAAUGUAUUAAACCUGUGCCUCCUAAAAGAGAAAAAACUCCCGAAAAAGAAGCGGUAAUCGAUUUAACUAACAAAGUACCUGUCACUUCGUUUGAGAAGCACAGCAUAGUGAAAACGUGUUCUAGACUAGCGAAAGGUAGGAAUCCUGACGGUGAGAUGAUCAAAGAUGAGUGGGAAGUUGAUAAUUUGCAUGGUGCGUCAUCCCCAGCACCUUCUAUGACCCUAGUGGAAGAAGUGUUGGAUAGUUAUAACAAAAACCACACCAAUGACGUAACUGUAGUAUCCACGUCACCAUCUAAUGUUCCAGAUGAAUCGAAAACAGCAGGAAACAUAAAAAAUGCAACUGCGAACUUUAUUUUUAAUGAGAAAUCAGUGUACGAAGUAGAUACUAAUAUUCCAGACGACGUCAAAGUUUCGAGAAACACUUUCGAAAGUUUGGAGGCAAAAAAGCCCUCUUUUAAAUUCGAUGUGCCUAUUUCGGAGGAUAAAUUAAUCAGUCAUGUUACAGUAAUGGAAAACGGCGGUUCAAACUUGCAUUUAAGCAUUAAUAAUGAACCCAGUGAGCUGUACACUACCGCUCUGGAGAACACUGUUCUCGAAGAAGGUCCUACAAACGAAGUUACCGUUAUAGUAUCCAGACCAGACAAAGUAACUCUAAAGAAAAUAGAAACAUCGCAGACCGCUGAUCCUGUGGUGGAAAUAACUGAGAGUUCGUUUUCAAAAGUUACUAAAGGAGCGGAAGAGAUCCCUGUUAGUGUGAAUGAAAACAAAUUUAUCACAGUGAAAAAGGGAGAUCAUCAAGAUGACUACAAAGUCGAAAUCACUGAAAGCAAGUAUUCUACGUUUGAAGUAGAUAAACCUAUGUUACAAAUACUUAACAGGGAACUCCAUAUACAAGACCCUCUUAUAGAACCUAUUCCUAUUGGAACUAUCAUUGAGAAAAGUACAUUUAAGAGCAUAGAUGACGAAAGUCCUGCCAUAUCUCUGACAGAAAUCAAACCUCUGGAAGACGAAAAUAUUGAAGAAGUUAAUCAAACUUCAGAGGACGACCAAAAAACUUACAUCACCGAGAUUCAAGUGUGCACGCCCACUAGCAACGCUGUGUCUGAAGUCAAAGUCAGUCCAACCAAGGACAACUUAGACACGGCCUUUGAGAAAUACGUGAAGAAUUUCGAAUCCAGGCUUGAAUCAUUUGAAGACAACAUAGAUAAUUUUGAAACCAGCUUGGAUGAGUUCAUCAAGGACGAACCCAAAUCCAUCGUUCUGGAAGAGAAGACAGACGCGGAGAAACAGGCUAGUAAAAUCCAGGAGAUCGCAGAGGAACAGCUGAAAACUCUUCCAGAGAUGAGGUUUAGUACCUCGAGUUACGAGGAGUCUAGAAGGACUCCCGAAAAAAGACACUCGUUCGAGUUGUUGAGGUCAAACUUCGAAAAAGCCUCAGGUGACAGAAGUCCUCCCAAAAGGGACAACACCACUCCUCCAAAGUCUCGCAUUCCUAUCUCCACGACGAUGAAGACUCCGCCAACUAGUCCAGAACGACGUGAUUCCAGAAAUCUGGAAAAUGAGAACGAAAAGGCUAUUUUAGAGCUGAUGUCUUCAUCGUCCAUACAUUCCACACCUUUUACAUCGAAAAUUAAACCACCUAGUGUUAGUAGUAAGAAUAUUUCGGUAACUUCCAUAAGAAACAGUUCGAAAAUACCAUCUGGACUACCUACAUUGAACAGUAAACCUCCUAUUGCGCCUAGGAAGAGUGACGAUGGUUUGUCUACAAAUGGCGGGGUUGAAAGCAGCUUUAAGCAAUGGGUCUUUAAUUCAAACAGCAAUGUUAGCAACGUUACAGUGGGCAAAGACAAGUAGAGGAUGGUUCAAAAUGUAAAAGACUAUUGAACAGAGGUGAUAGAUUUAUAGUGAUAAGAUACUUACAAAUAAUUGUUAUUUCAGUAUUUCUGACAACUCUAGGUUGUUAUUGUUAUAGGUAUCCAACAUAGAUAAUUUAUAUUGUUUGUAUAGCAAGUGCCAAGAUAGUGUACUGUAUAUUUUAGACAUCACACAGCAUAAUCAAGAAAAACUAACGAUUUUACUCUUAUAUACCUCAUAUUAUGCUCAAAAAAUUCAUGGUGCUGUACUUAAGUGUUUAUAAUUAUCUUUUAUUUUGCGAACAUUUUGUUAAAUAUAACUAUUAUUUUAAAAUAUAUUUGGUUGAGCCCUUAA
Molecule: messenger RNA, 5162 nt
Organism: Sitophilus oryzae (rice weevil)
Lineage: Eukaryota; Metazoa; Arthropoda; Insecta; Coleoptera; Curculionidae
Exons: 7
Coding region: 465-4808 (1447 amino acids)
Molecular function (GO): protein binding
Source: RefSeq, a predicted model, not a curated record